Molecule: messenger RNA, 438 nt
Organism: Camellia sinensis
Lineage: Eukaryota; Viridiplantae; Streptophyta; Magnoliopsida; Ericales; Theaceae
Source: RefSeq, a predicted model, not a curated record
AUGAGAGGACUCGACUCUUCUGAAUUUCGAAAACAGAGGCCCCCAAAGUUCGCAGGUGUACCGGACCCAAAGGUAGCUGAAAAUUGGCUUCGACAGAUAGAGAAAAUGCUAGACACCAUGGGCAUAACUAAAGCCGCUGAUAGAAUAGCUUUGGUAGUAUUCGAGCUUGAUGAUGAGGCUGACCACUGGUGGGAGUUAAUCAAGAAUACUCGUGACUACGCUGCAAAAUUUGAAGAGUUAGCCCGUUACGCAACUAGAUAUGCUGCAAAUGAUGAAGAGAAAGCAAGGAUGUUCGAGUGGGGGUUAGACCUUACAAUCAGGGGAAAAGUUCUUCCGCAACGACUCCACUCAUAUGUUGAGGUGUUGGAAACGGCAUUAGAGUCUGAAAGGGAAGUAACCGAUGCUAGAAAGGCUUGGAACAAGUGGAAAGGGAGUUAG